Drosophila hydei is the source of this 2118-nucleotide messenger RNA. RefSeq names its product sphingosine-1-phosphate lyase (gene Sply). Gene Ontology annotation, biological process: carboxylic acid metabolic process; sphingolipid catabolic process. Gene Ontology annotation, cellular component: endoplasmic reticulum. The record is from RefSeq and is a predicted model, not a curated record. The transcript is spliced from 6 exons. Gene Ontology annotation, molecular function: sphinganine-1-phosphate aldolase activity; pyridoxal phosphate binding. NCBI's taxonomy places the organism in Eukaryota, Metazoa, Arthropoda, Insecta, Diptera, Drosophilidae. The coding region runs from base 206 to 1840 and encodes 544 amino acids.
UUUGUUUAGUAACAUUUUCCACUGCAAAACAGACAGAUGACAUAGACUAAUGUAAUUUGCAUUAAUUUUAAUAAUUUCACCAAGCACAAAUCUUUAUUACUUGCCAAAGCGAAAGUUAUUGACGAGUUGCUCACUCGUGCGGCGGUCUACAGAGCAACUUUCAUACAUCGAAUUUCAUUUUAGCUGUGCUUCAAUUGGCAACAAAAUGCGUCCUUUCAAUGGCGGAGAUUGCCUGAAGCCCGUCGGGGGCUGCAUCAACCGCGCUUUCGGUAACAAGGAGCCGUGGCAGAUCGCAGCAAUUACGGCAACGACUGUGUUGGGCGUUGUUUGGAUCUGGACAGAGCUAAGCAAGGAUGAAGGUUUCUAUGUGCGCGGUAAGCGUCAGUUCUUUAGGUUGGCCAAAAAAAUACCGGCUGCACGCAGGCUCGUAGAGGCGGAGCUAAAGAAAGUUAAGGACGAUUUUGAGUCGGAUAUUAAGAAGAGCAACCAGCAUCUAGAAUAUUCGAUACGUCUGCCCGAGAAAGGCUUAUCGAAGGAGCAGAUUCUCGAGCUUGUGGAUGAGCAUCUCAGGACUGGUCACUAUAGCUGGCGUGAUGGGCGUGUUUCGGGCGCUGUUUACGGCUACAGUCCGGAGCUUGUGGAGCUGGUAAAAGAGGUCUAUGGCAAGGCUUCCUACACGAAUCCUCUCCAUGCCGAUCUAUUCCCAGGUGUGUGCAAAAUGGAAGCCGAAGUGGUGCGCAUGGCCUGCACGUUAUUCCACGGCAAUGCUAACAGCUGUGGUACAAUGACCACCGGCGGCACGGAGUCCAUUUGCAUGGCUAUGAAGGCGUAUCGAGACUAUGCACGUGAGAACAAGGGCAUCACAAGGCCCAACAUUGUGGUUCCUCGCACUGUGCAUGCGGCCUUCGACAAGGGUGGCCAGUACUUUAAUAUACAUGUGCGUUACGUUGAUGUCGAUCCGGAGACGUAUGAAGUCGAUAUUAAGAAGUUCAAGCGUGCCAUUAAUUGCAACACCAUUCUGCUUGUUGGCUCUGCGCCCAAUUUCCCAUAUGGUACUAUUGAUGAUAUCGAAGCUAUUGCUGCUUUGGGUGUCAAGUACAAUAUACCUGUACAUGUGGACGCAUGUCUGGGCAGCUUUGUCGUUGCUCUGAUACGCCAUGCUGGCUAUCAGCUACGACCCUUCGACUUUGCAGUGAAGGGCGUAACUAGUAUCUCGGCCGAUACGCAUAAAUAUGGUUUUGCACCCAAGGGCUCGUCGGUCAUAAUGUAUUCGGAAAAGAAGUUCAAGGAUCAUCAAUUCACGGUCACAACAGAUUGGCCUGGUGGCGUUUACGGUUCACCCACAGUGAACGGGUCUCGUGCUGGCGGCAUCAUCGCUGCCUGCUGGGCAACAAUGAUGAACUUUGGCUAUGAAGGUUACCUGGAAGCAACCAAACGCAUUGUGGACACAGCUCGCUACAUCGAGAGGGGCGUGCGCCAAAUCGAUGGCAUCUUCAUCUUUGGCAAGCCAGCUACGUCUGUUAUUGCCAUGGGCUCAAAUGUAUUUGAUAUUUUCCGACUCUCAGAUGCUCUAUGUAAACAGGGCUGGAAUCUAAACGCACUCCAAUUCCCCUCUGGCAUUCAUAUCUGCAUCACGGACAUGCACACAAAUCCAGGCGUCGCAGAUAAGUUUUUGGCCGAUUUGCGCACCUGCACGGCAGAGAUUAUGAAGAAUCCUGGCCAGCCGGUGGUUGGCAAAAUGGCUCUAUAUGGCAAAGCCCAGAGCAUACCCGAUCGUUCGGUCAUUGGCGACGUCACACGCCUGUUCCUACACUCCAUGUACUACACGCCUGAAAAGUGAGAUAGACGGCGCUACUGCAGUGCACGUGUAUUUUCCUAGUGCAAUAUUCCAUACCACCACCCAUACCCGAUACUUGUUGCUGUUAUUGUUCCCACUCGAAGUAUCUAUUUAGCAUUUAAUAACAAUGCAUCAAUAUCUUAUUGUAACUAGGGUACAAAGUGUUUGUUAAUGAAAUUUAUUGAUAUCAAUGUCUGUGUACAUGCGUAACUGUCUGAGAAACUAACGACGAUGUUAACUAUGAAGUGCUUAUUUUAUACUUAUUAAAUUUUUCUAUAUAA